AUGUCAGGAUUUUCUUUUGGAAAACCCGCAACUACCAGUUCCUUUUCAUUUGGCUCAUCACCUUUCGGAUCAUCGGCUGGGACAAAACCACUGUUUGGAGUUAGCACUACGACAACUUCUUUAUUUUCCCCAUCUGUGACCUCCAACCUCAGCAAUGCUGUGUCAACCUCUUCACUUUUUCAGAGCCCUUCAUCUAUGUCUUUAACCACCGCGUCGGGGUUCGGUACAGGAGUCAGUCAGUCUGCUGCAACUAGUCAGAGUGUUUUUAGUCUGCCAUCAUUUUCUAGUUUGGCAAAACCGUCUACGCCAGUAUCUGCUUUUGGUUUUUCGACCAACACCGGUUUUGCAUCAAACCCGAGUCUCACAUCAACCCAGCCUGCUUUCGGCCAACUAUCUGCAAACCCUGUAUCAACCAUUGCGAAGCCCGUUACCACGACCAGUAAUUUUGGAAGUCCAUUCUCUUUAGGAUCAGUGGCUUCUGUUAGUUCACAAAGUGUGACCACUGCUCCAUUCAGCUUCGGUACAUUUCCUACAAGUAAUCUAUCCACUAGUGCUUCUGCUGUUUCGGUGGCCAACACUUCUGUCAGCCAACCCGCAACUACAAGUCUUAGCUUUGGUUUUGGCACAUCCCUUAGUACUUUACCCGUAGCAGCAACUACAGCAACAACGACAACAACAACAGCAGGAGCAGCGAUAUCCACUCCCUUCAGCUUCGGGAAGUUCGAUCCAUCCGCAGUGGCUAAGUCAACUGCUCCCUCUGUAUUCGGAGUGUCUUCACAAGGAAUCUUAUCUGGGACACUAACUACAACUACCACAACGGCAGCAACUACAGCAACAACAACAUGCUCUGGUACAGCAACAGUGACUACUACUGUACCAUCUAUAGCCACUACAUCUGCUGCAUCGGUUAUAUCUCCUCCACAGACUCUUACUUACAACCAACUGGAAGAAUUAGUUAAUAAAUGGAAUCUUGAACUUGAAGAACAAGAACGUUAUUUUCUUGACGAAGCAGAUCCCAUGUAUGAAAAAGUAGAAACUUGUCAAUGUGAACAAAGUCGUUUAGAGCAGGAGUUGGAUUUCAUCGAGGGUCAACAGCGUGAGUUAGAAAGUCUACUUGAACCGUUGGAACGUGCAGUUAAUGAACUACCGCCUGGUCAACUACACUCAGACUAUGAACGAGAGGCAAUAUUUCAGUUAGCUACAAAUGUUGACCUGGAACUGGGUCAACUACUCACAGAUUUACGUGAAAUGGCUGAUCAAACGAAUACCACAGCUGCUGCUGCUACUGGUACAGUAACUGCUGUUACUGGUUUAAAUUCAUCUGUUACCAAUGGUGCUUCUAUAAACUCAUCGGAUGAUGGUAAACAGGAUAACAGUAUAAUGAAUAGUAAUCCGAAAAAAGUUUCAUCAUCGAAUAGUAGUGGAGAUAUUAUGAAUCAAGUCACACGUAUUCUUAAUUGUCAUAUGCAUUCACUGAAUUGGAUUCAUCAUAAUACGCAGGAGAUAAUGGAUCGUUUAAAAGUGUUGAAUGGUGUUUCAUAA
This is a messenger RNA of Heterobilharzia americana, 1542 nucleotides long. Lineage: Eukaryota; Metazoa; Platyhelminthes; Trematoda; Strigeidida; Schistosomatidae. The record is from the annotation of a GenBank genome assembly.